UUUCAUGAGAAUCAAGUAUUACAUACAGCCCAUACUAACAAGGCUGUAUAUAAUUAGACUCUCCAUCAUUUGCAAGAUCAUUUAAAGUCAACAGCACCACUGAAACACCUCCACUCCAUACUAGCUAUAGCUACAAUGGAUCAUGGCUCAUUGUUCUUCAUACUCUUAGUGUUACUGUCAGCUACUGGAACUGAAGGAUCUUAUUGGAUGGCUAGUGAUUGUACUAAUACUAGAUCAUAUCAACAUGGUGGGGGACUAGCACUGUAUCUAAGAGUAUGCUGUAACAGCAGUAACUUAGGACAGUCUGCUACUACCAAAGACCAUGGUAUUAAUAGAUACAUUCCCUGUCCUAAAGUACUACCAAAGUCCUGUCCAGCACUUCCAAACUGUAAGGAUUGGUAUAAUAAUGGUAAUACUACUAGUGGUGUUUAUAUUGUUAAUCCUGAUGGAGGGACUCCAUUUGAAGUAUACUGUGAUAUGGAGACUGAUGGUGGUGGAUGGACUGUAUUUCAGAGGAGACAAGAUGGAUCUGUUGAUUUCUAUAGGAACUGGACUGACUAUGAGAAUGGAUUUGGUAACCUUACUGGUGAGUUUUGGUUAGGACUGAGCAAGAUUCAUCGUCUUACUAAAGAAGAAUCAAACACACUAAGAGUGGACCUGGGAGACUUUGAGGGGAACACAGCUUAUGCUAACUACUCUACAUUCAGUGUUAGUGAUGGUAGUACUAUAUAUAUACUAACAGUAGGAGGAUACUCUGGUACUGCUACGGAUAGUCUGGCCUGGUAUCAUAAUGGAAUGAGAUUCAGUACAAGAGAUAAUGAUAAUGGAAAUCUAUGUGCUCUGGCCUACACUGGUGCCUGGUGGUAUGAUAACUGCUAUCGUUCAAAUCUUAAUGGUCGUUAUUUUAAUACUUCAACUAAUAGUGAGCAAGGAAUUGUUUGGUUGCAUUGGAAAAAUGCAUUCAUUAGUCUCAAGUUCUCAGAGAUGAAAACUCGUCGUAACAAUUAAAUACUGUUCCCCACACACAUAAGUGUGUUUACAUU
Molecule: messenger RNA, 1043 nt
Organism: Amphimedon queenslandica
Lineage: Eukaryota; Metazoa; Porifera; Demospongiae; Haplosclerida; Niphatidae
Product: fibrinogen C domain-containing protein 1-like
Exons: 3
Coding region: 136-1008 (290 amino acids)
Source: RefSeq, a predicted model, not a curated record